Messenger RNA from Arachis stenosperma, 2088 nucleotides. Its product is annotated as TPD1 protein homolog 1-like. Gene Ontology annotation, biological process: cell fate determination. The coding region runs from base 409 to 993 and encodes 194 amino acids. The record is from RefSeq and is a predicted model, not a curated record. NCBI's taxonomy places the organism in Eukaryota, Viridiplantae, Streptophyta, Magnoliopsida, Fabales, Fabaceae. The transcript is spliced from 3 exons.
AGUUUCAAUUUCAACGCUAUCUCCCUAUCUAUCUAUACACAACACACCUUUUCUUUUUCUAACGUAUCACCAUAGCCCCGUGACUCACACAUACACUAUACAUUCACCUUUUUCUUUCUAAUCGACGCCUCAUUCAUACAUCACAUGUCCCUUUAUAAAUUAUUAUUUUAUUUUCGUUAUUAUUAAUAAUACUUAAUAAUUGAUAAUAUAUAUAAAGAUCGCUCUCUUUUCAUAUUUUUUUUUCAAGUGCAGACUGCAGCAGAGUGAGGUCUCAGUCUCGGUCUCGGUCUUAGUCUCAGUCUAUAGACGACGGUUUUCUUUUUUUUUUUUCUCACUUUUUUCGGUGUCUCUGACUGAGUCAACUCGCUCCGAUUCCACUCGCUGCUUUCGUUUUCUUCUUCUUCUUCAAUGGAGUUUCGUUCGGUUAAACGGAUCCUUCUUACGUUAGCGGUUUCCGUCUUCUCCUUCGCGACACUCGUUACUGUUCUUCGCCUCGUCAACGGCUUUGGUUGUGGUGACUGUAAUGGGACCGGAACCGGAACCGGAACUGGAACCGCCGUGUCGGUGUCUCUGAAAGUGGAGGAGGAAGGAGCCAACGUGCACCGCAAGCUUCUUAAUCAUCGUAGUAGUAAUGUGGCAGGCACAGGCACUGGAGUGGUGGAACCUAACAGAAUAUGGGGUGACAACAAGUGCAGCAAAUCAGAUAUAGUGAUAAGCCAAGGUCCCACGGCCCCACUACCGAGUGGGAUACCAACAUACACAGUUGAGAUAAUGAACAUGUGUGUCAGUGGCUGUGACAUCUCAAGGAUACACCUCACCUGUGGCUGGUUCAGCUCUGCAAGGCUCAUCAACCCCAAAGUCUUCAAGAGGCUUAGAUACAACGAUUGCCUUGUUAAUGAUGGAAGGCCUUUGCUCAAUGGUGCAACCAUUUCAUUCCAGUAUGCCAAUACCUUCCUUUAUCCUCUCUCUGUUUCUUCUGUGUCCUGUAUUUGAUGAAUUCUGUCAACAACCCUUUAUAUUGAUGAACGAUGACACAUCACUACCACCACCCACCAUAGGCACACUCAACUCCAUUUUGGACUUGGUGAUUUGGUCAUGGUCUGAGAGAAUGGUUGACAUGAUCAUGUUUGGUGUUUUUUUGGUUGAUUUUGGGUUAUUGGGGGAGAAUAGGUCAUAUGGUGAACUGGGGUGGUUUGGAAUUUUUUUUGGAUGAAUUUUUUUGGACAUGUAUAUACACAAAUAUAGGUAAAUCAAUCAUCAUGGUAUAUUCCAAAUGUAUUUUUCACCUACUUGUCUGCAGUUUGGAUGGGUCUUUGAAAUGUGAUCAGAUCAGAGGAAUGUGGUUAAAAGUUUUGUACAAAUAUUAUAAUAGAAUAUAGGAAAUAGUAGAGGGUGAGGACUACUUACUACUUAGGACAAAGUUCCAUACUCAAUUCCCUUCCCUUCCCUUCCCUUCCUUUGUUUUAAUGCAUUUAUCUCUUUUUGUUUUCUUUUGGGGUAUGAUGAUAUUGGUACACACAACUUAUUAACCAUUACCCCACUUGGGUAGGUUCAUUAAUAGAACUGUACAAACUACAAAGCAUUAAUAGCAAGUGAAUUACUACUACCCACCUGCUAAAAAUGUUGAGUUUCUCUAAGCAUUGAACUCCUUUUCUACUGAUAAAUUUAAGGGAAACUUAGUUGGAAAGAAACAAGAAAUAAUGGAUAGGUCCCCUACUUUUAUUCAUUCUCUGUGCCGUUGAAAAUUUUCCUUCUCAGUGUGAUGUAUGUUCCUAUGUAAUGUAUAGUGCAUUGUGUGUGACCCGGGUGGCCCGUGACAUAUCAUAAUGUUUCUACCAAAAUCCACCGAAAAAUACCUAGUCCUAUUCCUUUACCAUAAAUAUUAAUAUCAUUCACGCUUGUGCGAAAGAAUAAAGGGAAGUUGGGUUUGCAUUAUAGUAAGGGAAUUCAAUACCUUGUCUUAUUCUUGCCCCCAGAGUGGGGUGAUGUCAUGGUGGGGAUUCAAAGUAUGCACUCUGUUGUAAAAGGUAUCGAUUUAUUAAUUGAUUGAGACAAUGAUUCUGUCGCUGCAUUCAUCAUUCUAAAGAA